This is a messenger RNA of Peronospora matthiolae, 672 nucleotides long. The record is from the annotation of a GenBank genome assembly. NCBI's taxonomy places the organism in Eukaryota, Oomycota, Peronosporomycetes, Peronosporales, Peronosporaceae.
AUGCACGUCCCCGCCUCCCUUGUCCUUUUCAUGGCUGCCGUCGCCUCCAGUACUGCCAUGGAAGACGCUGGUGGUGGGCCUGGCAUUUAUCCGUCCGUUUCGCCGGGCACUCUCUGCAGCUCGGCUUCUAUUCCAUGCGGCAAGCAGGACACCUCUGCAACCGAUUCGUGCCACAAGAACACGGAACCGCAGUCCAUGUUCGAGUUCAAGCGCUGCUGCUUCAAGCAGUGCCCCGAUGCCGCUGUCCUCUGCAGCAGCGCGGCCGAAGUCCCAUGCGGCGACAGUGACCAAAGCGCGUCCAAGGCUUGCCGCGCGGGGAAGUCGAUUGACGACUUUCAUAGUUGCUGCAUCAAAACGUGCCCGCCUGUCCUCAAUCCGCCGGGCAAUACCUGCACCAAGGCUGGUUAUGCAUGUGGCAGCAGCGACGAAGGCGCGUCCUUGUACUGCAACAAGAUGGACAAAACCCUCUCCGGAUUUCAGCAGUGCUGCGCCAACGCGUGCUCCCCCAAUCCGUCUAACCUGGUCUGUAGCAAGACCCGAUACGAAUGCGACGGACGAGACGGAGCCGCAUCUGGCCAUUGCUACGACCAGAUGCCAUUCGACAACUUUGAAAGCUGCUGCCAUCGUCACUGCGGAUCGAAAGAAAAAGCUCCUUCACCUCAGUUUAAAUGA